CCGUCAUGCAGCUGAAAUCCUUCAAGAGACCCUUUUUUCUAUAAAUAAGACGACGAGCCAUCCUGCGGAUAUGCUGCUUUGCCACGCACCCCUUUGCAGAUCCUUUUCUUUUACAAACGCACACGCCAACAGGCGCCAGUAUUAUUGCGUCCGUAGCUGGAACAACUGGAACAACGCAGCAACAGCAGCUGCCAGCCUUUUAAAAAAACCAGCACUCACACACACACACACUCAACCAAAACAACACAAAAUAUGGCUUCCAUCAGCCGUUGAAGAAAAGGACAACAAGUUGAGGAGUUUCUCCAGUGUACAGAAAAGAAAAGUGCAAGAAUUCCAACGCCCAUUUCUCAUUUGUGACAUGGCACAAAGGUUCAGUCUCGGCAACGAUGACAUGCCACCAGUGGUUCCCGGUCGAAGUCGUUCACCGUCCUACGUCCGAAGUAUAUCCGCCUCUCAAGUGCCGACCAUGUCCUCGUCACAGAACAACAACAAACCGCCGCCCGUUCCAAGAAAUUCGCUGAUUCGCAGUAAAAGUGCUCAACUCUAUCAACAACAACAGGGUAAUCAAGUCAUGACGUCAUCAGCUCCCUUCGUAAAGGUCAACCACCACGAUCUGUCCGCGGGAGGCAACAAAAACAACAACAACAACAAUAAAGAUCAUCGAUUGAAUGAUGUCCACGUAACAACACCAGCAGAUGGCGAACCGAUUGUAUUAUCAAAGAGUUUUACCUUCGAAUCACCCAAUGGCGUCCGUCGCAAAAUUCCUGUAACGCCCGUCCUCUCCACUGGACCUAAAAAAUCCAAUCAACAUCACGACACUCUUCAUUAUCGGCACGGAACGUUGGUGUUUCCAACGGAUGGUCUUGUCCAGCCAAAGGCUAUUGACUCGUCCGGCAUUUUCACUUCCGUAUUGAACUCUCCAAGUCAAAGUCCAUCGGAGGCUGUGAUGAGUCCAGCUGCCAGCCCACCAAUAAUCCAGUUCAGCCAUCCAGCUGCGAUGUUCAAUCAGUUUGUCGUGUCGCUCGUCGAUCAUAGCGUUUUGAAAUUGUGCCAAGAUGGCGACGCUGGCGCCUUGUCCCGAUACCUAAGUCUCCAUCACGACAAGAUUUCAGCCAGAAAUUUAAAUGCUAUCGAUCAAACGGGAAAAUCAGGUUUGUUGCAUGCGGCCAUGACAGGCAAUGUGGCCAUCGCUCGUCUUUUAAUUAAAUUACCUGGUCUGGAAGUUAGUUUGGCUGAUAAUGAAGGUAACACUGCCCUUCACCUGGCCUCACAAGCAGGUCAUGCAGAUGUCGUUAGUCUACUGACAUUGUGUCCAAAUUUAACCAUCGACAUACGCAACAAUGCCGGCCUUACUGCUUUAAUGAAAGCUGCUUUGCAAGGCCGAGUUCGAUGCACUCGGCUGCUUUUAUUGGCCGGCGCAUCGCCCGUCCUGAGGGAUUUCGGACGGGGACUUUGCUCGGUUGAAUGGGCUCGGCUAACGGGCCGUUCCAAAUGCGCCGAAAUUAUCGACAAAUACAUGGACAAGAUGCAACUCAACCCGGGACUUGGAUUGAAAUCAUUUCAUCACGGUGGAGUGGUAGCCUCUUCUGAGCCCAGCCUCCAGCAAUUCUCCAAACGAUCGUCUCUUGUCCUCCUCCCAUCAGCCAAGACCAAAGAUUCUUGGGUUAAAAAUACAUUGAAGAAAGCCAUUCGAAUUGUUAGCGGUGGAGGAUCGGAUCAGAAUGGAAACAGCAAAGGAUCGACGUUUAGCAUUGCGUCUCAAUUGACGGGCAGUGGAGUCAUGGGCGCCAGUGUUUUAUUGCCCGGUGAUCCGUCUCGAAGAUCUUCCAUGCCCGUCUUGCCUACCAAUAACUCGGGUGGAGCUGCUGGUUUUGUUGCUGAAUUGUUUGAUCGACAUCGCUCGCAAGGUCGUUCGCCAUCGCCUCAUCCGCCGACAUCUUUCAACGUGCCCAGGAUUCAAGUCUCUUACUGGAACAAUACGGUAGGAGGCAAUAUCCCUCCACCACCGUCCAGCACACCGAAAAUUAUACCGGGCGAAAUGAGACCGCAAACGAGUAGCCGCAACCGGCAACGUUCAAGGAGUUCAAUUCGAUCCUGAAAUGUUUUUAAAAUGGAAAGGUCAAUAUAUUGAAAAUUAAAAAACAACAGAUGAUUGCGAAUAAAAUCUGUUGAUUAUAUGUCAUGUGAUGGAUAUCAUGACCGAAUACAAAUGAAGGAGAACUAUAUAUUUAAAAAGAACAUACGUUAAUUAGUUUCAGUUUGUUGACUUGCUCCUUCUGUGAUGUUAUACUCAAUGAAGAUUAGCUAUGUGCCAAUAAACAAGGGUUCUUUUUCUAUGA
Molecule: messenger RNA, 2339 nt
Organism: Daphnia carinata
Lineage: Eukaryota; Metazoa; Arthropoda; Branchiopoda; Diplostraca; Daphniidae
Exons: 7
Coding region: 71-2098 (675 amino acids)
Molecular function (GO): protein binding
Source: RefSeq, a predicted model, not a curated record